GUGUACAAAAAAAAAAUCCCUAUCCUCAGCCCCUUUUCUUUCGUUGAUCGAUCUCGCUGCGAAGAAAUUGGAGCUCCGACGGCAGCUGGUUCCUGAUAACCGGAAAUCGGACGCCAUGUCACUGGGAGAAACGGUUUCCCGGUCACCUCUAGAUAAGCCUCUCAACCAGCUUACCGAGGAUGACAUUUCUCAGGUCACUCGCGAAGAUUGCCGCCGUUACCUCAAAGAGAAAGGAAUGCGGAAACCGUCGUGGAACAAAUCGCAGGCGAUUCAGCAGGUGAUCUCGCUGAAAAAUCUUCUCGAAACGACGUCAGAUUCCGACGCCACCGAUGAUGCUCGGAAGAAACUUUACACUACCUGCCCCCAGUACCCGCCUCGCGCCGUUUCUGAUUCAACCGUUCUACCGAACGAAAUGACACUGCACGACGUGAUCUUGGCUCAAGCCAACGAAUCCAUUUCUUGUUCCCGUCCAAAUCCCUUGAAAUCUGAAUUUUCCGGUGAUAUUUCCGGUCGAACUGUCGCCGCCAGAAAUGAUUCCGUUUCUCCAAGAACUGCAGGUGCAGCAGCAAAAGAGUCAGCAGGACAGAUGACCGUCUUUUACUGUGGGAAAGUGAAUGUCUAUGAUGAUAUGCCUAGUUGUAAGGCUGAAGCAAUCUUGCAACUUGCAGCUAGCCCAGUGUCACUUCCGCAUGAAAUUCUAGCUGAUCAGCGGACCACACCAUGGUCCAUUCCUUGCCAUUCGCAGGCUGCAAGUGUCAAAACAAGCCCAUGCUCGCCGAUGGUUAUAUUGCCACCACAGCAAACAGUAAAUUUAGCAGAAAACUGUCAGUUUCCUCGAGAAGAGUGCAAUGCAUCUCUUGAAGAUAACCUUGAAGGACCUACUAGCAGAAAAGCAUUGGUGCAAAGAUAUCUUGAGAAGAAGAAAGACAGGUUUAAGAACAAGAGAAAGUUGGCAACUUCUUCAUCUCCUACCUUUGACAUCUACUUAAAUCAAUUGGGAGAUCAGUUUUCAAGUGAGCAGUUGAAACAAAGUGAACCAUGCUUUUCUCCCCAUGCGGAAAUGGUAGGAAUAAAAGGGAUAUUUUGUUACUAA
Molecule: messenger RNA, 1093 nt
Organism: Hibiscus syriacus
Lineage: Eukaryota; Viridiplantae; Streptophyta; Magnoliopsida; Malvales; Malvaceae
Product: protein TIFY 4B-like
Exons: 8
Coding region: 116-1093 (325 amino acids)
Biological process (GO): regulation of jasmonic acid mediated signaling pathway; response to wounding; regulation of defense response
Cellular component (GO): nucleus
Source: RefSeq, a predicted model, not a curated record